This is a messenger RNA of Trichosurus vulpecula (common brushtail), 1953 nucleotides long. It is a transcript of the gene RASGEF1C, whose product is annotated as RasGEF domain family member 1C. Gene Ontology annotation, molecular function: guanyl-nucleotide exchange factor activity. Gene Ontology annotation, biological process: positive regulation of GTPase activity; Ras protein signal transduction. NCBI's taxonomy places the organism in Eukaryota, Metazoa, Chordata, Mammalia, Diprotodontia, Phalangeridae. The record is from RefSeq and is a predicted model, not a curated record. The transcript has 13 exons. The coding region runs from base 1 to 1416 and encodes 471 amino acids. Gene Ontology annotation, cellular component: plasma membrane.
AUGCCCCAGACGCUGAGUAGCACAAGCAUGGUGACUCCCUGCGGCUUCAGCCCCCACCUUCCUUCGUCCGGGGAGCAAGGAGGGCUGAUCUUUCAGGACGGAAACCUGAGCUCAGCGACGCUCGACGCUCUGAUCCAGCACCUCAUCCCCACCACGGACUACUACCCGGAAAAAGCCUACAUCUUUACCUUUCUGCUGAGCUCCAGACUCUUCAUCGAGCCCCAUGAGCUCUUGGCCCGAGUCUGUCACCAAUGCAUUGAACAGCAGAGACUGGAUGAACCUGUGCUGGACAAGGCCCGAGUCCGAAAAUUUGGUCCCAAGCUCCUGCAGCUGUUGGCAGAGUGGACAGAAACAUUCCCCUAUGACUUUCAGGAAGAGAAGAUGGUUGGCCACCUGAAGGACAUGAUUCGCCGAAUUGCACCCUGUGAUGAGGCUUACUGGAAAAGGAUGAAUCAGCUCCUGCAGGCACUGAAUCAGAAGCUUGCCACGCUUAGCCAUGGACAGGAAGGUCUAGUCAAAAUCAAUGCCACCGUCUCAGACAAGCUUGUCUCUUUUAAGACGAAGCCUCCCCCUUCCAUUCAGCGAGAAAUCCUGAGCGUCUGCAGUGACCCUUACACUCUGGCCCAGCAGCUGACCCAUGUAGAACUGGAAAGGCUGAGUCACAUUGGACCUGAAGAAUUUGUUCAGGCUUUUGUGCAUAAAGAUUCUUUGGACAGCACAAAGUCUUGUUUCAGUGACCAGAACAAAACAAAUAACCUUGAAGCCUAUGUGAAAUGGUUCAACCGUCUGUGUUACCUUGUGGCGACUGAAAUCUGCAUGCCGGCCAAAAAGAAGCAGAGAGCGCAGGUGAUCGAGUUCUUCAUUGAUGUGGCUCGGGAGUGCUUCAACAUUGGGAAUUUCAAUUCACUGAUGGCAAUCAUCUCCGGCAUGAACAUGAGCCCUGUCUCCAGGCUAAAGAAGACCUGGGCAAAAGUGAAGACAGCCAAGUUUUUCAUCCUCGAGCACCAGAUGGACCCCACGGGCAAUUUCUAUAACUACCGGACCGCACUGAGAGGGGCAGCCCAUCGAUCUCUCACUGCCCACAGCAACAGGGAGAAAAUAGUCAUUCCUUUCUUCAGCCUGCUAAUCAAAGACAUAUACUUUUUGAAUGAAGGAUGUGCCAACCGCCUUCCAAAUGGACAUGUCAACUUUGAAAAAUUUCUGGAGCUGGCUAAACAAGUUGGGGAAUUUAUAACAUGGAAACAAGUGGAAUGUCCAUUUGAACAAGAUCCCAACAUCACACACUACUUACACACAGCUCCCAUCUUCACUGAGGAUGGUCUUUAUCUGGCUUCUUAUGAAAGUGAAAGCCCAGAGAACCAAGUAGAAAAAGAGAGGUGGAAGUCUUUAAGAUCUACUAUUUUAGGAAAGACUUGAAGAACAAGGAAUUGACAAAGUAGGAAAAGAAAAAAAAAACAGCUAAAACACUUUGCACUACUGAUUCCAAAGAUGCCUAUCGGGGAUUUAGGUGUCAAUUUCUUUCUCUUUUUUUGAUGAACCACAAAACAUGAUGAACUGCAUUCUCUGCUGAAAUUGACAGCAUUCUGCACAAUUCUCCUUUUCUAAACGCUUCUAUACUGGAAACGACAGUGGCUGUCACUCAUACCCAGGGGCACCAAGACUGCCUGGGUUGAUGGUUCUCUUGUCUCUGAAGACGGAGAGUCAUGCCACGGUGCUACCCCAAAGCUUUGUGAAGCUCAUGUGAUCAAAUGGAAACAAAAAAAGCCUUCAGUAGGUGCUUCAAGAAGCAGCCUCUAAGUGUGUUCCCAGGACCAUGAAAUGUCAUUGUGUCUAACUCUGUUCAGUCUUGAAUGAAAACUUUGUCCUCCAAAGGGAUAACCAGCCUAGUUGGGUAAUGAGUGCACUGCAGUUGAACAACACCAACUACCAGGACAAAGGGCCUGGGGAGCCUCG